GGUUAUUCAAAUCAAGUUAAGCAAAUGCCUAAACAUUUAAGCCGAAUGACUCAACUUCAAACACUUUCUAUUUUUGUAGUUGGGUUUGAGGAAGGACGUAAGAUUGAGGAGCUUGGACCUUUAAAAGACCUUAAAGGUAAAUUAAGCCUUUUACAUCUCGAGCAAGUCAAAAGUAAAAAGGAGGCCAAGGCUGCAAAUUUAGUACCGAAGGAAAAUAUUUCUGAUCUACUUUUUGAAUGGAGUGUUGAAAGAGAAGACUGUGAUGACAAUGAUUUGAGUGUGUUAAAAGGGCUUCAACCACACCAAAACCUUCAAGCAUUGAGAAUUCGUAAUUUUGCUGGUGAACUUCUGCCCACCUGUAUUUUUGUUGAAAACUUGGUUGAGCUACAUCUAGACUACUUCAAAAAAUGUGAAACUUUACCGAUGCUCGGUCAGUUAUCCAAACUUGAGGUUCUUAAAAUUAACGAGCUCAGUGCUGUAAAAAGUAUUGGUUGCCAAUUUUAUGGGAAUUAUUGUGAUAGCAGAACUUUAUUUCCGAAACUGAAAAGACUUGAUAUUUUGCAAAUGGACAAUUUAGAGCAAUGGGAAGAAGUUACUGCUUUGACAAAUUCCACGGCUUUUCCUCAUCUCGAAAGCUUAACUAUUUGUUCUUGUCUCAAACUAAAGAAUAUUCCAAAUAUUUUUACAACUCAUGGUCAGAGGUUGGAGGCUGACACGGUUAAUGCAAGAUUGUUUUCAAGCUUUCAAAGUCCACCAAAGCUUCAAUCUCUAUGCAUUUAUAACUGUACAAGUUUGAUAAAGCUACCAAACUGGUUGGAAUUCUGUAGCUCACUCGUCGAUUUGUGCAUAGGCGACUUUCAUGAUGAUAUUUCCCCUUCAAAAUUGAACCCACCAAAUUUGCAAAAUAUGCAGAACUUGUCAUCGUUAAGACUCGAAAACUUUCAUAACUUGCCCGAAGGACUUGGUCGUAUUCAUAACUUGAAAACAUUAGUAGUUGAAGGGCCAAUGCAGGAUUAUGAUUGGAGUCGAUUCAUACCCUUCAAUUCACUUGAAGUUCUUGAGUUGCAUGAAAUAAGAACCGUUAAUUUAACACAGCUUCCUCGACAACUUAUGUUCCUCACUACUUUAAGAUCGUUGUAUAUUAACAAUUUUAAUGGCCUUGAAUCUCUGCCAGAAUGGUUGGGAAACGUUACAUCUUUGGAGACAUUAGAGUUAUGUUUGUGCAAAAAUUUAAAAAAUUUGUCCUCGAAAAAAGCUAUGUCAAAUCUAACCAAAUUGAAUCGUUUGAGAGUGCUUGGAUGUUCUCAGCUUGAAGUUGGUGAAGGUGACGUUGAACGAGAAAAAGUUUCUCAUGUACCCAAUAUCUUUGUAUUAUAACACAACUACUUUAUGAUGGUUUCUUUUCUUCA
This is a messenger RNA of Cucurbita moschata (crookneck pumpkin), 1409 nucleotides long. RefSeq names its product disease resistance protein RGA2-like. The transcript has a single exon. Bases 25 to 1377 code for a protein of 450 amino acids. The record is from RefSeq and is a predicted model, not a curated record. Lineage: Eukaryota; Viridiplantae; Streptophyta; Magnoliopsida; Cucurbitales; Cucurbitaceae.